Bactrocera neohumeralis is the source of this 16087-nucleotide messenger RNA. RefSeq lists its product as uncharacterized. Gene Ontology annotation, cellular component: plasma membrane. Gene Ontology annotation, molecular function: stretch-activated, monoatomic cation-selective, calcium channel activity. The record is from RefSeq and is a predicted model, not a curated record. Lineage: Eukaryota; Metazoa; Arthropoda; Insecta; Diptera; Tephritidae. The coding region runs from base 2468 to 6877 and encodes 1469 amino acids. The transcript has 6 exons. Gene Ontology annotation, biological process: calcium ion import across plasma membrane.
AUCAGCUAAGAAGCAGGGUAGUACGGUGUAUCCUGCAACGCGCAUUCGUUAAACAAAUCAAAUAAAAUAAUUGUAAUUAAAAAAAUGCUCCAGAAAACAAUAAAUGGUCAAAAACUAUUUAAUCCGUGAUCUACAUAAUUCUCCGUUUUCCAUGCCUUACUGCGAAAAAUUCACAUGCACAGUCAGUCGCACAAAAAAAUCGAAACGAAGCGAUUGAUUCUUGCACAAGAACCGACUUAUACGACGACAAUUGAAAGAAAAUUCAAGUGUGAAAAAUGUCUAUGCAUGCAAAAGUUAAGUGGACCAAAAGCAUCGCAUUGCGUAUAGAUAUUGCAUAUUGAAAAUGGAAUUUUUUCAAUCGCUAAAUAAUCGUGUAUGUUCUAUCUACAAAUUUGAAUUUAGUACAAUUGAAAAUCGGCACAACAAUAGUUAAAGAAUUUAAUGUGGUAUAUUUUUUAUAUUAAAUCUCUAAUGUUGAGGCUAUGAACGACUUUCUCAUAGGCAAAGUGUAAAUAAUUUACGUAAAAAACAUUAUAUAAUUUAUAGCAAGUAAAAGCAUAGAUGCUCUCAUACUUCCUAUUCGCUUUUUGAGUUGUAUUGCAGUCAUAUUUCCGUCCUGGACUUACGUAAAACGUUCGGAGGCAGUCUGAGUUUUGAGAAAGGAAAAAUUAUAUUGAUAUAAACUAAAAAUUUAAUUUCACCCGCAUAACGUAGUAUGUGCAGAUGCAUAUUAUUUAAAAAAAUUACGAGUGCCUAACAAAAUGCGAGUUCAAGAUAAAAGGUUUAAAACUCAAUAAAAAAAACAUGGAACUUUGAAUGUGAAAUAGUUUACAAUUAUUCAUUCUAUUAUAAUAAACUACUACACAUAAAAAAUUAAAAAAAAAGAAUAACUAAUUUCUACCCCCAAUAUCCUUUCUGAUUUGGCCCCGUACUAUAAAAUAUCUACAACGACAGUUGAGUUGAAUUAUAUAAAAAUUUUGUGGAUAUACGGAUUUUCAUAUUUAGGCGCUGUUCGUAUAAGUUCGUUCGCAGUUCGCAGUUCGUUUCGCUUCUAAAACGCUUCGUAUUCUUCUUUCGGCUAUACGUGUAACCCAGAGUUUCGCAGUUACCUUUCGUUUUCAUCUGUCGGUUGUAGUUGCCUUUGUUAGGUUCAUCAGUACUUUGGUGAUUUACACAUCUUGUUCUUAAAGUGAGCAUAUCUCCAUUUUUAUUGAGUUCCUUUCAAAAUGAGCUGAACACUUCGGUAUUGGAUCACAAAAAUUUCAUUUGGUAAGUUGUGGUGCGGGAAAGUGCAUUGGAAUAAACUGAGAUGAAUCGAGUUGAGUAACGAAAAUGAAAAAGCAAUGUGGGCAAAACUCGGGUAUCGAUGAGAAAAAUAAUUGUGUUUCCUUGUGCAUCGAGUCUCAGUGAGUUAAAUUUAUGCCAAGUUUCUCGGGUUUUUGCUACAAUAAUUGAAGAGAAAAAAAAACGCUCUCCCGACCCUUACAAAAGUAUAGUUAAAACCAAUUGGAAAUAAAAAUGGAUAAAUGCGCGUGCCAAAGAGAAAACGUUACUACCACACUCGUCUAUACUAACUAUAAAUGUUUUAAAUAAAAGUCUAAAGAAGACAUUUAGCGUUUCAUUUGUCCCCAUCAAUGUGUAAAUUUCAAUUGAAAAAGAACAUCUAACAUUUUCGUGCGAUUUAGGCAUUUCGAGUGAUCAAAGUAUAAUAAAAUAAUGAGUUUCCACAAAAUUCAAACGAAAAUGAAGUUUGUCAGUAUUGAAUAUAAUAUGUAGUUUCAAGGUUAAUCGCGUUUACAAGAGAACUACACAUAAGUAUGAGCACACUACGACUGCUCGAACUGCUUGUGGGAAUAUGCCGACACAAUUCCGUCUCUCGUUUAGCACAACUCAUUCUUAAUUGCCUGCAGUUUCUAAUUUUGGGUACUUAUCGAUCGAAUAUUCUUAACAGUUUUUGUUAGUGUCAAUGUUAAUGCAACAUAUCAUCGUCAACACUUAAAAUUUCGCACCUACAAUUUUGGAUUUCGAGUAACGACAACAAUUAACACAUAUACACCGAAUUACAUAUUUGCAUAAAAGUGCCGAUUAACGGUAUGCUGAGCGCUGCUGAAACCGCAAAUAAAAUUUUAUGCUGUAUAUGCUGGGAGUUGAAAAUAACAGUUUUGGUUACAGCCAUCCUCCUAAAAGAGGUCUCACACGAUUGGACUACGGCUAUUAAUAACUAUUAAUUUUAUGAAUAGUUCAAUUAACAUAUAUACUUAUGUUUGUAUGUAUAUCGCGUAUAUAGCAGAGUAAAAUAUUCGUAUAAUAGGCGAAGUUGUAACCAUCUGUUCCAGAGUACUAUCACCAAUAAAACUAAGAAAAUAUGAUGGGGCCAUGAGCCCGUCAUUAUUUGUAUUAAAUCCGAGUCGCAAGCGCGUCUCAAGCGGGCCUGCACCAUGCUAGCACCGCCGAACCCGAGGUCAAUAUGCGGCCAGGACCCGGGCUGGUCGUGAUGGCGCUUGCGUUUAUUUCGGGGGCUCGGCGUGGCAGCACCAGCACCAGUUCCAAAUCAUCAUCAUCGGCCACAUCAUCAUCAUCACCACCGGCUUUUUUCACCUCUACCGCAUCCGAUAAUGAUCUUGAACCUCUGACACCUUCUCUGCUAUUUCCAGCCUUCCUCGGUGGAGGCGGUGUGCUAAUAUCAGCUAAUUCACCAUCAUUAUCUAAUCAUCCUCUACAAGAUUCGGAAGGUGAAAAUCGCAAAGAGGAGUAUAACUACAUAUACAAUAGCCACUUAAACUUGCUCCCACUUGCAUCGGCAAGUGAUAGAUCAAUCCAAAGCGAUCAGCACCUUCGGUUGGAAACUCUAUCUGGCUUAAAAUCGUCUUCCCGUGCAACUAGACAAACGAGAAUAAUACGAAGUUUAAAAAUAGGUAAAAGAAAACUAAACGAAAACAGACACGAAACCGAAGUCAAACGCGGGCGCGAUCGGGAAAGUGACAGCGUGGGUAAUUCGGAAAGUGUGAUUGAUUCUGAAAGUGGUAGCGGUAGUGGAUUAUACGAUGUUGAUGACAUCAUCUCAAAUGUGGAAGCGAAAACUAGCGCCAGUCUUUUAAUUGAUGAUACCGCCGUCAAUAUUAAUACUGAAAAAAUUUCCCUACGAUAUCCUACAAAUUCUGCGGAUACAUCACAAUCUUUGGACGAGGAUGAUAUCUUAGCGUUGGUCGCCGAGGAUGAUCUUCUAUCGGAAGAAUCAUUUGAUCGACUCACGAAAUUCACAGAUGACAAAAUUGGUUAUGUCAUUAUUGAUGAUUAUGAUGUCGUAAAUGAGGACACAACUAGUGGUGUGAGUGAGGGCUUUUUAACUAAUGCUCCUGAAAAGAAACUACAAAAACCGCGGGACGUCAAAUACUUUAAAAAUGAGAAUAGUGCUGGCAGUGAAAACGGUACUGAAGAUCACUAUAAUUUUCAAAAUGAACAAGAACAUGGAAAUGAAAAAGAAAAAACUAAUGUAAAAGAAAAUGCAAUCCUUAAUAUAAGCGGAAAAAAUUUCGUGGUAAACAAAGAAAACAAGCAAAAUAAUUUACCGGUGAUUGUCGAUACUUCGUUUGCGGCCGCGUUUAGUGAAAAUGGCUUGAGUCACACCAUUGCGACGGAUAAUGAGAGCAAUACUCGAAAUAUCAAUUGGUCAAUAUUCGAAAGCGAGUCUCCACUGACUCGACUAAAUCCCUGGAUAUCUGCCUGUGACCUAGCACAACCUGGUACGGCACCAGAUUUACAGGGUCAAUGCUCUGCUGGUACAUUACCAGUAGCAUGGGUUGAUGAGGGUCCCGGCCCUCCAACUUGCCCAAUUUCGUGUGAAAAAUUAAAGAUGAGUACAGUGACGAAAUUGAAAACUAAAUCGUAUAAUAAUAACAGUAAUCUAAUGAAUAAUUAUAAAGUAAAUAUUAAGACACCUAUUGGUAACCUUAAGGAUACCGCAACAAUAAUGAAAGUUCGUCGCGACUUAAAUAAAUGGAAUAGCAACGACAGCAAUCAAACUUCUUAUGGUGACGAAAUGUCGAUUAGCACAAAAAUAUUGAAACAGUCCGAAAAGCAAAUGCUCUCUACUUCACCUAUUCAAGCAAGUUUGUUUCAAGAUCAGCCACCCGAUUUCCGCAAACGAGAGAAUCAGGCUAACAAGAAUUUUGUGAAAAGUAAUACAAAUGAGGGCGAAACUCGAGCAUCAUUUGAAUAUCCCGACCAUAACCCAGUUGGAUUAAAAUACAAAAAAAAUGCUGCCCUUGUAUUCAACAACAAAGAAAAGAAAGAAUAUUUCGAUUACAGAGAGCAACAACAGCAACAGAAGGAACAACAGUGCCUUGAUUACUUGGGCGAUACAGAGGAAACAAGUCCGGCUCACUUGUGUACAUUCAAAUCGCCCGGCGAAUUGGCGGAUCGACUGCGUUCACUACGUUUACGGCAUUGUUGUGAGCGCAAUGUCUUUAGCGCCCUACACACUCUCGCUUUAAAUGCCACCCUAAGUGGUGGAGUAGAAUGCGUUCGCACUCUCAUGGAUGUUAUGGACUUAGAUCUAUUGGCUACUCGCAUCACUUGUGAACUAGCGGAAAUUCUUUUUCGCUUCGAUUGCCGUCAAGUGUAUUCAUUAAUUCACCAAUGUGAGGAUUGUAAAGAGUCUUACCGGCGUUGGGUAUGUAGCACAUUGGUACCGUAUUUCGCUGAAGAAGGUGACAUUUCUGUAUCCCCAAGUUAUAACAAUAAUCGAAACAGCAGCAAAAUUAACAGAGUGAACAAAGAAAAUAGUAAUCAAACUUUAGUUAAGGACAUUACUACAAAUAAAACUAGUUUAUUGCUUCCUAACCUAAAUUACCAGAAUGAAUUGAAAGACUUUGCAAAUUCAAAUAGGGGUUCAGCACAACGAACCAAACGCCAAAUGAACCAAAAUCUGGCAUUUUUAAAUACAUCUUCGAUUGACAACAAUAUAGUUGCACCUAUUAGAAACCUCACGUCUACGGUUUGGAAACGGAGUAAACGAAAUAUGGAUGACGAAUGCAACCGGCACCAACAUCAACCGCAACAGGGGCAACAAAUGCGUUCACAACAACUUAAACAAUCCAAUAUCUUCAUAUCGACUGCCAUUAAUGCGGAUCCAUAUAAUGAGGAUCCAGUGAUAUCAAAAAUAAUUAAACGAUCUAAACGAAAGGUGAUAUUCCGAAAGCGUAGAAGAAUACGACCCUGCCUAAGUGUCUGCCAAACGGUAGAGCAGAAGUGCCCAUAUCUGCUCCCAGCUGAUCGAGCUCCAGCGCUGCCUACACAAUACGCCGGCGAACCAACAUUCCUUUGUUUGGAUCAGAGCAUACCAGAAACUGGUGAACAAUUGCGUAAAUCAAGCUAUGGGCCUGCCGAAUGCUGUUAUAGCUACUGUAAUAACAUCGCAGAUGGAAUUUGUGCCUCCUGCAAUGAGUUCAUACAAGAUAAAGAGAAUUUUUCUCCGAUUGUAAGUUCAACGCCACGUUUACACAAUAUCACGCUAACAGCUACUGGCCAGUAUCGUUUGGAUGCCCGUUUGGAAGCAACCUUGGCGAAAGACUCGACGAAUAAAAUGGCUGCCAGCAUAUCAAUUGCACUAAAAAAUAGAACAGCAACAGCCGUAAGUGGCCAAAUCGAUCGUUUACAAUAUUAUGCCCUCUAUGAUGGCAUCUAUUACUACGACGAGAACACGGCCGAUAUGCCAGAAGCCGCGAUCUCGGACGAUUGCCCACCAGUACCGUCGGUGACAAGUCGCUGUUCUAUACCGUACUACGCCUCAUCGGCGGUGGCCAUCCGCUUACAACAAAAAACAGUACCAAAAGAUGUAAGUGGACACCACAUGCUGUUAUUGCUCAGCGCAAUGCUGUGUUUGCUGACGAGUCAAACUGCCGCAAUUCAGUUAAAAAGUCAGACACACCCGAAUCAAAAGCUGCGUAAAUACAUACUGCAGAGUUCAAAGCAUUUUUAUGUCAGACAUUCCCCAUCUAGGGUGAGGUACAAACUUUCUUCAGCUAUAUUUGCAACAAAUGAAUUCAUUUACUUGGCUGAUCAUUCUGCCAUAAAACAAGAAAUUCAAAAAAUAGCCUGGACCGUCAGUUCGUUGGAAAACUUCACAGAACCCACCAUACUCUAUAUUAGUAGUGAUAUUUACGAAAUCAAUACGAGUAGCAUCAGUCGUAGCGUCCAUGAAUGUGGCAGAUUUAUACAUUGUUGCAUUGAGAAAAACCGCAAGAGUGGUAAUACUAAGUGUAAAAGUUCAAAAGAAAUCAAGCAAAGAAAUCAAGAAUUAAGUGGACAUCAAAAUCGAAAUAGAUUAGUAAGCGUAAAUAAAACUACAAAUGGUAAAUGGAAUGGGAAGAAAACAGCGUUCAGUACAGAAUAUGGUAUAUUAAAUCGAUUAAAUGAGAAUUACAUUCGUAGUACUAAGUACAGGGGCUAUGUAAGGUAUAAUUAUGUUCAGAUGAAUAUAGGAAAUAAUAAUAAAAUUACAUAUAGAUUAAAUAGCCAAUUGUAUUUUAAUAGUAAUACUAAAAUCUAUCGUAGGAAAAAGAGUAGUAAAAUUAGAAAUUUUAAUAUCGCUACCAUGACAGACUAUACUAAAUAUCAUAAAAAUGAUGUAAUUGAAAUAACAACAUCAAAUUUAAAUAAUUAUCUAAAAACAAAAGAAAACUUAAUUUAUUGCAAUUACACAAACAAUUGUAAGUCUAAUAAUAAGGUUAGCAUUGACAGAUUUUAUUUUAAUAAUGCAGAAAAAAAUUAUCAGAUCAUUUACUACUAUAAUUUCAAUAUUAAUGAUUGGUGGCGGCGAUGGUGGCGGUCCCCAUGGACAUGGUCUACUCUGCGACAACCCCUUGUCAUAUUAUAGUUCCCCGUGCUGCCUUUUCAAAUAACAGCGUUUGAUGUCUCUGUACUCGCAAGAUUUUCAUUUCAUGCUACUUUUCAUAAAACUCUGCACUAGUUUUUACAUUUUCCACGUUAGUGUGAACAGCUUGUCACAAUUCUGACUUUGUUCUUUAAGCUCAAGUUUUCAAAGCACUAUGAGUUUUGGCUGAAAAAGUAGUUGUCAGAAGUCUUGAUGGUUGCCUACAAUAUUAGGAACAAGGAAGACAUUGAAAAUAUGAAAUACUUCGUCUUACUACUGGCGUCUAUAUACAUACCUACAUAUUCGCUACAUGUAUAUGUACAUGAAAUGAAUUUUCCUAGUGUAUGUUUAUUGUUUCUGCCCAUUUAUCAAAUGAUUUUUUUUUGCCAUACAGUGUUGUAGUUUGCAUCAUUCGGGCAGUAAAAUUUCAGUAGCUGUAAACUACUUCUUAACUAGUAGAAAUCAUAAUCCUAGCCAGUCAGCUCACUUUUUCCCAAACAAGUACUUAUAUAAAGAUACAAAUUUGUAAAAUCAAUAGCUUUGUAAUUGAUUAAGCCACAUAUUUUUCGAAUAAGUUCGAUUCCGUUUUCACUGUACAACUACUAUUGAAAUAUAGUGUCAAAUUCAAACAAUAAAUUGUAAUCAAAUAUGCAAUUAUAAUAUUACUUAUUUAUAUGUAUUUUUUUUUAAGAAGUCAAAAUGGAUGCCGCAAAACUAUCUUUGUGUUCAAGGUGCGCAUUUACAGAAGACAACUUUUGCUGCCCAAGGACGCCGACUUGCUCGUACCCCAGCAACACGCUUUUCGACAUUCGUUUUAGUUUUGAAAUACUUUGAGCGUUUGCAAUUGCGCUCUAUUCGAAUGCGUAUUCACAAUAUGUUAAGACAUACAAAUAUGCAACAAAAGUUUCCGUGUAUAAACCCGGACAUUCACACCUUUAUUGAUUAUCAUUGCCUCCUUUGCCUGCUUUGAAAUUUACCCAAAUUUAAUAGUAUGCUGGUGUUUGGAAUAUACAUAUGUAUGUAUGUACUUAGCGUGCCGACACAGUGGACGCUUAAAACCGAGCCGAGCGCAUUUUCCCAUUUACCUGAAAGUGCCAGCGGAGGCUCAAAGCCGAACCGAGCGCACAGCUAAUUUCGAUCAGCGCUGAUUUUAGCAGAGUAGAUGCAAGAUUCAGCGUUGACUUCCGCACAUACUUUGCUAUUAUACGAGUACUGUUUUGUUUUGCUCUGUUUCUUGUUCGUAACAACUUCUUAUAACCACAAAUGUUUUAGCUCGAAUAUAAUUUUAGUUAAAACUAGAAAUAUAAAUAAUUAAUUAAAGUUCUGUGCGCAAAAAAUAAAUAUGGAUUCUGAUGAAUUAGAGCAUUCCAUAAGUUUUCCCUUGAAAAUAAUGAGGAAAGUGUGAGAUCAACAUACAAAUGAACUAUGCAUCAUUCGAGUCGGUGCCGAAAAACGAGCAACUUCGGCUUCAGCUUUGGUCAGCGUCCACCAUGCGAGUGCCUGUGCAAUUUCGUAUGAAAAUACACGUAUGUAUGUACAUAGUUUUGAAGCUUAAUUCUCGCUUUCUUCAGCUUUGCGCUCAGCUAGUCUUUGAACGUCAGAGUUGCUUGCACCCUUACAUGCAAUUAACUGUAGUAUACACAGUUACAUGGAACACAAAGAGGACGGCAAGCGACAGGGAGCAUCUAUCAAAUAUUUAAAUUGCCAAUAAAAUGUGAAAUGUAUUAUUCAAAGCUCUAACAAGCUUACCAACGGAGGCAUAAAAUAGCCUCUGAUAUAAGUACUUGUAUCAUGUGCAAUAACAAUUGAUCAUUUAAAACAAGGCAAUCGGUCUGUUAUUUUUUGCACAAAAAAUUUCAAUUUGGUCAAAACACUUAAAUUUCAUUCAAGUGAAUAAUUUUAGUACGACAGCAGGGAAAUUGUGUACAUCAACUGAAGAUAGCUUCAAGACGACAUUUGCAGACAAGAAAAUAUCGCUGUCGUGCAGUGGCGUAGCUAGGGAGGGGCGAAGGGGGCCGUCGCCCCGGGCGCAACGUCUUGGGGGCGGCAAAACGGUCUUCGCUGUUUUUUAAAACUCCAAUUCGGGCAAAAAUUCCUGAAAAUUGUGUCAAAAGUGUACAAGAUAUGGGGCGAAAAUGGGUUUUUUAUGGCUUUUAAUAAGAUGUCUUGUAAAUUUACUAUCAAUUUCCUCAAAAACCGUAUUGCGAGAAUUUUGGAACUUCAGAAUUUGCGUGGCCUUCCUAAAUUUUAUAUACUUAAUAUCGAAGAUAUUUAGGUAGGUAGAUAAAGGGGGGCGGCAGAACAUCCUUGGCCCCGGGCGCCCGAAGUUGUAGCUACGCCACUGCUGUCGUGCAGUCGUUUAUGUGUUCAAAGCAAUAUUUACACUGGAGCUGAUGUGAGCGGUGGCUGGAAUAUGAGGAUUACAGAAAUAACUUAUGGAAUAGGUGCUUUGAAUUUCUCUUUAAAUUGUGCAUUUGUUUUGAAUGGUAUGAAAUGGAUGUCAUUAUCGUAUAACUAUGAAUGUUACAAUGGGUCUAAAUAGAGAUAUUCUCGUAAACAAUAUACAUAUAUUUUUGUACAUUUAGAUGUACAUACAUUGCUCACAAACACAUUAUAAGUUGGAAUGGAAAUUCAGCACAUACAUACAUAUGCAUACAUACAUACAUACAUACUCACUGACAUUGUAAAUGAAUCAACAUACAAGUACGACUAAUCCAAAGCAAAAGAACAAAAACUUCACUUGCAUAGAUAAAUAAAUCAUAUUUUAUUACAGUUAGAAAUAAACUGAAGAUAAUAUAUAAAAAAUAAAAUAAUAUUUAAACCAAAAACUGCCAAAAGUUUAGUUUUUUAGGUAAAGCCCUAUUAUAAGUACUUUAUUAAAAUAAAAGAAAACGUAAAGAAACCGAAAGCCAAUAUUUAAAAUAGUAAAAUUUACUUGAUUUAAAUCUAAAAAAUACUGUAUCUUCAACAAAUAAACACAAUAUUAGACUAAAACUACACACACACACACACACAAGAGCAAGCAAAACAAAAAGUAAAUGAUUAUUAAAACAACUUAGAGACACAUUAAGAACUAAAUAAAGGAGCAAUGUAACACACAACUACCGACUUGAAACUUCGGAAAUGCAGAAUUAUGGUUACUAAUGCGACUUUAUAUACCAACACAUACAUGCAUAUAUACAAUUGUUUUCGUAACAAUAGAUUCAAUAAUAACUAACGAAAAUGAAUAUAAACAAGUCAAAGCAAAAAAAGUCUUUAAUAAAACAUUAUUAGCAAUUAAUUGACAUAAAUUUGUGACCGACGAGGAUCAAUAUCGUAGGCACAUUUCUCGAGAAAUUAUCACACAUAUGUAAAUAAUUCAUAGUAUGUUUGCAAGCUAUCAACAAUGCAGAUUAUUCGGAAAAGUAAAUAGACUCAGCCACAAUUAAACAAAUAACAAUGAGAUUUAUUGUUGUUAUGUGAACAAACAAAAUCGAUAUAAAAAGUAUAAGAACAGCAUUUUUAUUUAGUUUUAAUCAAUGAAGCGCACAGUAAAAGUAUAAAUAAGAAUUAUUGUAAAGGUAAAUGGUAAUAAGAUUAAUUUUAUAACAAAACACCGUCAAUCCAAAACUAUAAUUAAAAUACAUAUAUAAAACAAUGUAUAAUAUACAUAUACAUAUAAGUAUAUAUGCAUAUAUACAUAGGUGCAUAUGUUUAUAGAUAUAUGUAUGUAUAUAUAAAUAACAACAGCAUAGUAAAUGCCAUAUAAAACUAUGUAUACACCUAUACAUAUUUGGAAGGGAAUACGUGUUGAGUAGUUAAAAAAAAAAAACAAAAACAUUUUUGUAACUGCAUAAAUCGUAUAAAUUUGGUGGUGUAUUGGUAUUACUAUACCCAUAUGUUACUUCAAAUUGUGAACGAUCGUUAUUUGCUGCCGAUAUAUGUACCUAAGUACUAUGUAAAUUGAAUAUUCUUCACCGGAAAAAAUAUUUAUCGUUUCUGUAAUUGAAAAAUUGUAAUAUUUUUAUAUACUGUAUAUGGAUAAAUGGAAAGACCUCGGUUUGUCUCUUUAACAUCCUAAAUUCAAAGUGUGCAUGCAGUUAAAAACUUUUACAACCGUUACACAUCUUUGCACUUAUGUUGUUGUAACUCAAUUGACAGGCCUUCAAACUUGCAGAAUUUGUUUUCAAUAUUUUAAUACACAUGCGCUCUUUUAACACUAAAAACACAACGAUGUUGCUCCGGCAACACUAUUUAUGCUCUUAAAUCCUAUUCAGUUGGGGAAAAAUUUGUUUUGACAACCCGUAGCUUCGUAAGGAAUGGAGGCGCAGGGAAAGACAAAAGGUAACGGGUGGCUUGUACCCGGGCCCACGCUCUGUGUUCUUCUCUGUAACAGUUCUAAAUUAAAAUAUUUUGAGUGUUGAGUAAACACAGGAAAAUAAUACAAAGCAAGUAAAGAAGGACUAAGUUCGGGUGUAAGCGAACUUUUUGUACUUUCGGAAUUCGCUAAGAUCAAAAGCGUGUCCUUGUUUAACGAAAUCGUCAAUGGAUUACAAUCAAAGUAUUUACGGAAUUUAUUAACUUAUAUAAUGGGUUGUCAAAAAAGUCUUGCGGUAUUUUCGCUAGUUGGCGCUGAAAGCGCGUAGUUCUAGUUUUAUUCGUCGCAUCGGGUCAUGCUAUACCAUUUUGGAAAGCUCAUUUCACGCGCUAACACGUGUUUGUUGUAAGCCACUUAGUUAUAUUAUUAUCUUAUCCUAACUUUCGCGGUGUUUGGGUUAAAAUCUAACUAAUUAACUCAAAGGAAAACUUCAACGAAACUGGCUAUAUAUAAUAUAUUGGGCAUGUGAGCAUCAACCAGAGGAUCGUAAAUCAGUAUAUAAGUGAUAAGGUCUAAACCAAUUUCAUUCAUAUUCAGCACUAAACAUACUUUUAAGAAAGUUUCUCCACCAAUUUUCAUUAAAAUAUCACUUGCAUUGACUAAUAAAUACGGUUUAUGCUUCAAUUAAAGUCCAAAAGCAUAUAACAAAUGUUUAUUGAAUAUAUUUUGACUGCUUGCGUUAACGGUUAACAUUAAUUAAGUGUUUCCACGCAAUUUUAUUAAUAAUUCCUUGACCGCUUUCACACAUUACCGGCAUUAAAGAAGAAAGAAAGAAAGAUAGAUGUAUAUCUAUUGUUAUACGUUUAUUCAUGCCACUCCUUAAUGCGAUUCGUAGUACAAAAUUAUAGCUUUAUAUCCUCUUGUGAAGCUUAGCUAUGGUACAAUAGGUUUUCGACUAAUCGCAUUUUGUGGGCGUGGCAAUGGUCCGAUUCCGCUUAUCUGCAAUACCAACCUUCUAUGGUGCCAAGAAACUUGUGUGUCAAGUUUUAUUAAGAUAUCUCUGCUCUGCUUGCACAGACGAGCGGCUAUUUAACUCAAUUAGUUUUAGGUGAUACAAACAACCGAUAGAUGAACAAAACUAGAUACAGGGUUUGUUCGGAAAGUAAUACGACUGUACUUCGGAGCGUGCGCGCACCGACUGGAUUCGGUAGAGCGCGUUCCUAGCUAGCUAGGGUCAGGACAAACAUUUUCGUGCGACGUAUUUCUGUGAGUGGUGCAAGCCGAAAAUGCAGCGUUCGUUAGAGCAGAGGUACGCGAUUAAAUUCUGGAUGAAACUCGGUAAAUCUGUGACAGAGACGUUUGAUAUGAUCAUGCAGGCUUACCCAGAUGUUGCUUUAGCAAGACGUGGUGUGUUUCGGUGGCAACAAAACUUUUUAGAAGGCCGGAAAGAGGUCGCUGAGGAAAACCGGAAGAAUGGAAAAAUCUAAACUGAAAAGGAGGUUCAUUGUUUUUUCGACAUUAAAGGAAUCGCCACCAUGAAUUUAUUCCUCCUGGACAAACCGUCAACGUGGAAGUCCUCAAGAGACUCAAACGAAGGUUCAAGCGGGUCCGAAAAGACAUCGCAGCCGAUUGGAAGUUGCACCACGACAACGCUCCGGCUCACACCACCUUUCACCGUGAACAGUUAUCGAACCAAGGCCGGGAUCCCAACGCUUCCCCAGCCGACCUACAGCCCAGAUGAGGCACCUCCGGACGUUUUUUUUUUGUUUCCUUGCUUAAAAAGGCCGAUGUAAGGGAAUCCAAGCAGCAUGCACCUCGGAACACAAGGCUAUUCCGGAGAAUGUCUUCCGUGACGCCUUCAAUGCUUGGAAAUCACGUUGGCAGCGCUGCAUCGACGCAGGAGAAACCUAUUUUGAAAGUUUUCAAAGAAUUGUAACGAUUUUUUUUAAAUCGACUCAAUCCUAUUACUUUCCAGACAAACCCUGUACUUUAUAUGUUGCAAGAGUAUAAUGGAAGGCUGAAUAAUUACGCGAUGCGAUCUGGUCGGUGUGAAUGUAUUGAGUGGAAAAACUUUUACUUAUAUACAUACUACAUAUGACACUUUCUACCGUUGAUGCCAACAUUCGUUUCCACUGAUUCAAAGCGAUUUUCUAUGAAAACGAACAAAAGUUUGCCUGCAAACCAAGAGUAUGAUAAACUACUAUUUUAAACUGACAGAUUACUUUAUGAAAGAAGUGCAUACGAAGAUAUUAUACACAUACAUAUGUACAUGUGCCUAUAAAAAUAUGUCAAUGUUAGCUAAAAACUAAAUUUGCUUUACACUUUUCUGUCUUAAAAUUAUAAUUUUGAUUAUAUGUAUGUUUAUGGAAUCGGCACAAAAUUUUCAAAUUUAUGAUUUUACAAAAUUUUUAACUUCGAAUUAUAAUUACAGAAAUAUACACAUUACUGAACAGUCCAUAUUAUAUAUGUUUUAAUGACAUCACAUUUGUUAAAUUUAAGUUCCGCGCAGGCUGUAUACGAUACAUACGCAUCCAAUCGAUACAUGCACAGCUCAUUUCACUUCGACCGUUAACAUUUUUAUUCAAAUUUUCUGUGGACGCUAUUGUUCAAGUGGCAAAAAUGGUAGACCUGCAUGUGUACAUAUUGAUAUUUUUCAAUUACUUGUAGCUUCAUAAAUUAUUGACAAUAAAAGAUUAUCGCAUAUUGUAAAGAAGGUUCAGAAAUUAUAUAUCGAAUCAGUAUAUAUAUAAACAAUAUUAAUUUUGCAGCUCGAAUGGUCAAAUCGUUAAUUAAAUUAGCUUCUAUUUGAAAUAAUGAAAAUCACAUUCGUACUUGUAUAUAAAUAUAUGUAUACCUAUGUAUGUAUGUAUAUGUUUAGCACCAGAAUCCUCUUUUGAUUGCUGGCUAAAUGCCAGCCUAAAAAUCAAAAUGGUAGAUGUAGUUACUGUAAUAAUUAAUUAUCACAAUAAUUUAGUGAGUUUGUGCCAGAUAUUUAUUACGGUGAGCCUUUCAAAGGAAUAAUAUAUGUAUGCUGGGAUAUAAUUGUUUAUAAUGUGUUGAAUGUAUUUACCAUUCAGCUAGAAUCUGUUGCUAUUUAAUAUACCAUACAUUACUGUUGAGUUCUAUUUAUUUGGGUGUUUUCCUUAUUUAAGCAGACAGAUACUAUUCCAACUGACUUUGUAUAUAGUUUGAUCCAUACGCCUACGUUUCCUAUACAAAAAUUACAAUAAUAAUUUUGUUUCAGGUUUAGAUGUAGUCGUUUUGUGAAUGUACGAUAUUCCAUAAUUACUUUUAAUAGUGCCCGUUGAUUUAUGUAUGUUGCUGUUUGUAUGUAUGUGCAAAGCUGUCGGAUUAUGUUGUAAUUUAAAAUUGACACCCAUUUUAAAUGAUUGAUAAUUUCCAUAAUAUUGACUUCUCGAUUUGACUCGAUCGCUAAAUCUGAAAGACAAACACAAACCAACAAUUCAAUACAAGCAGAAUGCAAUGCGAUGGAAGCGAGAAAUCGACUAGAAUAAACAACAACUUGUUACGAGAUACUUUUGUAUAACUUUUGAUAUAAUAUAGUUAACAUGAAUAGAUGCCUAAAUAAUAAAUUAAUAUUAAUUUAUUGUAUUAAAAUUAAAAAGUAAUGAUAAAAAAAAAACGUCAAUGACAUGUAAUAAAGUUAAUAGUUGCAGAAAAAUCGAAAUUUUAGGUUAUUAGAUUUAAAUGUUUAGACGAAGACAUAAGGGAAGAGCUAGGGUAGAGAGUGGUUAGUCAUUAAAUAAAUAAAAAUGUCAACGAUUAGUUAAAUUACGAAUUGAAUUACUUUAAAUCAUAUAAAAAUAACCUUGCGUACAAAAAUUAAUACAAAAUAUAUAUAAAUAAUCAACGGAAUAGAGUUGCUUAAACGUGAUUAACUACGAUUGGACCGACUACUACAUACGUACCUAUAUGUACGAGUACUAAAAUAAAUUUGGGUGAAUGAGAUGGUAGCACGAAGAAUGCUAAAUGAAAGAAUGAGUCGCUUUGCAAGCGACCGUCAAGUUGCACUUUUGAUAACACACAAAACAAUAGUUUGUUUUUGUUUUAUAUUUCAGUCAGCCUACACUGCAGGCAAUGUUAUUAUAUUGUAGUUAUUGUAAUUAUUUCCACUUAAACUUAAUUAAAUUAAGUUAGUUCAAUAACGAAACACACAGUCACAUUUACAUAUGCAUACAUACACACAUAUACGCACGGAACAAAUUAAACACAAACACAUUAUCAGAGAGCGGAAACGAUCAGUAAAUGAAAUAACUGAUAUUGAAAUUGAAUACAUAUGUACAUUUGUAUAUCAGAAAUUGAAUCGAUAAUUACAAUGCAAAAAACGUAAAUUUCCUUGAAGUAAACACGAUUUAGGCAAUUAAACUUAAUGUAAAAUUCAAUUUUAUAUCCUAAACACAGACAGGUCAACUGUUGUAGGUCGAAUAAAUUCAAAGAAAAAUUGUCAAAUUUAUUCACAAUAAAAAAUAUACAGAAAAUUAUUAAUAUAAUACUGCAUAUAAAAAACUUAUAAAGGAAUUUCAAUGGGAAAAAAUUGCAUAUUGAUGCGAAGCGGAAAAAAGAGAAAGCAUGAACAACAUUGUUUAAUAAAAAAAAUUUUUAACAUACAUACAUAGAUAAGAAUUCAGAAAUUCACGAAAGAAUAGAUUUCUUUGAUUGUUAUAGAGCAACAAAAUGAUAAAUUAUUGAAAUUAAUAAAGUAACUGCAUACAAGUUACGAAAAAUUAAUAAUUAAGCAUAAAGCAUAGUUGAAAUGUGGUAAAAAAUACGAGACAAACCCCCAAAACCAUGAACUAAUUUAUAAGAGAAAAGUAAUAAUUGAACACAACUAAUUGACAAAGUAAUAAAAAAAAACCGAAAUCAAUAAAUAUUAAAGAAAAUAUAAUUAUUGUAUU